UUUGUAGCUUGUAAAUCGCGGGAUGUAGGUAUUUAUUUCGUCAAUAUUUAUAGCGCUUAAAGAGUCUCGAGAAUAGCUCGUCGUUAAAUAAUUAAGUUCUAUAGACAUACAAUUGGUACAGUUGAACUUGACAAAUCGAUACACUGCAUUUUAACGUCAUUGAUAUGUCGUUUGAAAAUAAAUGCCGUAUAUAACAUUUCGUACAACAAAUUUUUACGCGAGGAUGGCGCCAUAUCUGGCUAUAGAUAAUUUGAGAUUUAUCCAUUUGACUUGGAAAGACACUGUAUCAGAUAAGGGGAGACACAAUUAUGUUUGGAUUGUGAUUGGCCACGACCGAAUAGGUAGUUUUCCGUGUCUGAUGAAUAAUAAUUGUUAGUCAUAUUUCAGCUCAGCACGGUGAACCAUGUUGGUAUAUAAAGACGGGAAGAAACGGUAUAUGUAUUAAAUACCGUACACAAUUGCGUAUAGAACAAUCGUAUCGCCGAUCGCAGUGAGAUACCAGAUUGCAUCAGAAGAUUAUAACGGGGUAUUUCCUGCAGAAUGUAAAGCGCGUAAGUAUUUUUUUUUUUUUUUUUUUCUUUUUUAAACUUUUAAAGGACGUUUGUAAGCAGAGCUAUGAAAAUUAACUUCAUUUUUAUAAUUAGUUUAUAAAUUGAAAUAUAGACGUGUCUAAUUGUUACACGCGUGUCCCUUACCACGUACAUGCUCCUUCGUUUCAUCAUUUUAUAUGCCAUUUAAUUAUACAUUAAUAUUCAUAUAGUAUAAUUUAGUUUAUUUAGUAUAUUUUUAAUAUAUUUAUUAUAUUAUUAUAUUAUAUUAUUUAUUAUAUUAUUUAGUAUAUUUUAAUAUAUUUAAUAUUAUAUUUAAUAUAUUAAUAUUUUAGUAUACCAUAA
Heterotrigona itama is the source of this 893-nucleotide messenger RNA. Lineage: Eukaryota; Metazoa; Arthropoda; Insecta; Hymenoptera; Apidae. The record is from the annotation of a GenBank genome assembly.